Mucor velutinosus is the source of this 1362-nucleotide messenger RNA. RefSeq lists its product as uncharacterized. The record is from RefSeq and is a predicted model, not a curated record. Bases 1 to 1362 code for a protein of 453 amino acids. Lineage: Eukaryota; Fungi; Mucoromycota; Mucoromycetes; Mucorales; Mucoraceae. The transcript is spliced from 3 exons. Gene Ontology annotation, cellular component: mitochondrion; cytosol. Gene Ontology annotation, biological process: glucose metabolic process; glycolytic process; glucose 6-phosphate metabolic process. Gene Ontology annotation, molecular function: glucokinase activity; fructokinase activity; ATP binding.
AUGGCACCCACUGAAAACUUCACCGAGGCUCAAGCCGCUGCUGUCAACACUGUUGUUGGCCGCUUCACUGUCAGUACUGAACGUCUGCAAAAGAUUGCCGACCAAUUUGUCGUGGAGAUGGAGAAGGGUUUGGAUCAUCAAGGUGCUACUGUUGCUAUGAUUCCUUCCUUUGUUGCUGGUCGUUGUACUGGUGAGGAGAAGGGUAGCUUUAUGGCUCUUGAUUUGGGUGGAACCAACCUGCGUGUUUGCCAAGUCAACUUGUUGGGCGGUGGUGAACACACUAUCCGUCAACAAAAGUACGUCGUUUCUGAGGAAUUGAAGACUGGUCCCAUGCGCCACCUCUGUGAUUUCAUCGCUGAUUGCGUUGACAGUUUCUUGACCGAGAAUGGCACUGAGAGCACCCAGGCUCUUCAAUUGGGUUACACCUUCUCUUUCCCUAUCCUGCAAACUGCUAUCAACCGUGGUGUCUUGAAGCAAUGGACCAAGGGUUUCAAUUGUUCUGGUGCUGUUGGUAAGGAUGUCACUAUCCUCCUCCAAGACUCUUUCCGCCGCAAGAACAUCAACGUCAACAUUGCUGCUAUUGUCAACGAUACUGUCGGUACUCUCAUGGCCUACGCCUACAAGCAUCCCAACACGACUAUGGGUGUCAUCAUGGGUACUGGUUUCAACGCUUCUUACUACGAGGACAUGACCAAGGUCAACAAGUGGAAUGGCGAGAAACACGAAGAAAUGGUCAUCAACAUGGAGUGUGGUGCUUUCGAUUGCGAACGUCGUGUCUUGCCAAUGACUAUCUAUGAUAACAAGUUGGAUCGUGAGUCUAUCAACGUCUAUCAACAAUACUAUGAAAAGAUGGUUGCUGGUAUGUAUCUCGGCGAAAUCACUCGUAACGCCUUGCUCGACUUGGUUGAUCAACAAAUCUUGUUUGAUGGCCACUCCUCCAGGGAAUUGAACAAGAACUGGAGCUUCGAAACUGCUUACAUGUCUACCAUUGAAGUCGACGAUACCUCUGACUUGUCUGAUACUGGCCAUAUCUUGGAAUCUGUCCUCAACAUUGCCUCUACUACUUUGGCUGACCGUCAAAUUGUCAAGAAGAUCUGUCAAGUUGUUGGUCUCCGUGCUGCUCGUCUUGCUUCUUGCCAUAUUGCUGGUGUCAUGAAGCACACUGGUAAGGUGGGCGAAGAAUGUAUUGUUGCCAUUGAUGGCUCUCUCUUUGAGUUCUAUCCCAACUUUGAAGAGAACAUGGGUCAAGCUUUGUCUGAAAUCCUUGGUGAGCAGGCUCGUUCCAAGGUCAAGUUUGACCUCGCUAGAGAUGGUUCUGGUCUCGGUGCUGCUAUCAUUGCCAUGAUUGCCACCAAGAAGUAA